Molecule: messenger RNA, 1046 nt
Organism: Oryzias melastigma (Indian medaka)
Lineage: Eukaryota; Metazoa; Chordata; Actinopteri; Beloniformes; Adrianichthyidae
Product: olfactory receptor 49-like
Exons: 1
Coding region: 102-1046 (314 amino acids)
Biological process (GO): G protein-coupled receptor signaling pathway
Cellular component (GO): membrane
Molecular function (GO): G protein-coupled receptor activity; olfactory receptor activity
Source: RefSeq, a predicted model, not a curated record
CAGUCCUAGAUUGGUGAGGGGUUACAAAAACAACAUUCAUUUCUAGAUUGUAUAUUUGAUAGAACUGGUUUGUAUUUGAUGCAUAACCUGGGAAGAGCCUGAUGGAGCUUAAAUACAAUGUAUCACUGAUAACUCUUGACGGAUUCAUACAAAUAGAAAAAUACAGGGUUUUGUAUUUUCUGAUUGUAUUUACUGUAUUUAUCCUAAUACUUCUCUGUAACUGUACAAUUGUUUUUAUCAUUGUUGCUAAGAAAAGCCUUCAUGAGCCCAUGUACAUUUUUAUUGCAGCUUUGUUAACAAACUCUCUUAUGUUUAGUGCUGCUGUCUACCCAAAGCUUCUGGUUGACAUUUUAUCUAAGCGGCAGACCAUAACGUAUUAUACAUGUUUUUUUCAACAUGGUGUGUAUUACUCUUUGGGUGCAUCCGAAUUUUUGCUGCUGACAGCCAUGUCCUUUGACCGGUAUGUGUCUAUAUGUAAGCCUCUGCAAUAUCCAAGUCUGAUGAGCAAAAGAAGGGUGACUGCUAUGCUGAUGCUAUCUUGGCUCUGGCCUCUUCUUCAACUCAUGGUGGCAAUUUCAGGAAAAGUAAUCAUUAAUCAAAGGCCCUGCAGCUUCAGCCUGGAGGCAAUCUUCUGUAACACUGAACUUCAAAAACUUUUAUGUAUAAAAUUAGAAGAAUUUGCUGUGUUAGACAUGAUGAUUCUGAUCAAUGUUGCCCUCUUGCCUGCACUUUUCAUUCUGUUUACAUACAUAAGAAUACUGAUCAUUUCAUAUCAAAGUUCUAAAGAAAUCAGAAGUAGAGCUGCACAGACCUGUUUACCUCAUGUGUUAGUUUUAGUAAACUUUUCAUGUCUGGGUUCUUUUGAGGUCAUUAUAGGUUUUUUUGGGUCUGGAUAUCCAAAAGCUUUGCGCUUAACAGUGAUGUUACAGAUUAUAAUAUAUCAGCCCUUGUUUAACCCAACCAUAUAUGGGCUGAAAAUGAAACAAAUUUCCAGACAUGUCAAAAUGCUUUUCUGCCCAGAUAAAAAGUCUCAAGUGAUCAUUUGA